Molecule: messenger RNA, 2304 nt
Organism: Danio aesculapii
Lineage: Eukaryota; Metazoa; Chordata; Actinopteri; Cypriniformes; Danionidae
Gene: pde1cb
Product: phosphodiesterase 1C, calmodulin-dependent b
Exons: 17
Coding region: 182-1993 (603 amino acids)
Biological process (GO): signal transduction
Molecular function (GO): 3',5'-cyclic-nucleotide phosphodiesterase activity
Source: RefSeq, a predicted model, not a curated record
UACUGCAGUACGGUCACAGUCUCGUGUGUGUUCAGAGCCGAAGUGAAGCCCGCGGGAGCGCAGGACAAGAGCAGCAAUGAGGAGCGCAGCGUCUCCAACUCAGCUUAACUGAACAGGCCGGUCCAGCUCUCCUGCACUCCGGCUCCUGGAUUAAGUUUUUUUUCCCCCUUUUCCUGCUGUCAUGGAGUCUCCCACCAGAGAGAUCGAGGAGUUCGAGAACACGUCGCUCAAGUACUUGCAACCCGACCAAAUCGAGAAAAUCUGGCUCCGACUGCGAGGACUGAGAAAGUACAAGAAAACUUCUCAGAGAUUGCGAUGUUUAGUAAAGCAGUUGGAGAGGGGAGAGGCGUCCCUCGUAGACCUGAAGAAAAACCUGGAAUAUGCCGCCACUGUUCUGGAAUCAGUCUAUAUUGAGGAAACAAGGCGACUGGUCGACACAGAGGAUGAGCUCAGCGAUAUCCAAUCAGAUUCUGUGCCAUCUGAGGUCCGUGAUUGGCUGGCCUCCACCUUCACGCGGCAGAUGGGGCUGAUGCUGCGACGGACGGAGGAGAAGCCGCGGUUUCGCAGCAUCGUUCAUGCAGUGCAGGCUGGGAUAUUUGUGGAGAGAAUGUACCGGCGAACCUCCAACAUGGUGGGACUGAGUUAUCCUCCGAAUGUCAUAGCAGUGCUUAAGAAUGUGGAUAGAUGGUCUUUCGAUGUGUUCGCUCUGAACGAAUCGAGCGGUGACCACGCGCUCAAAUUCAUCUUUUAUGAGCUCCUGACCCGAUACGACCUCAUCAGCCGCUUCAAGAUCCCUGUGUCUGCGCUGGUCUCAUUCGUGGAGGCUCUGGAAGUGGGUUACAGUAAACAUAAAAACCCCUACCAUAACCUGAUCCACGCGGCUGAUGUCACACAGACUGUCCACUACUUACUGCUCAAGACAGGAAUGGUGCACUGGAUGACAGAGUUGGAGAUUUUUGCGAUGAUCUUCGCUGCUGCCAUUCAUGACUAUGAACACACUGGCACCACAAACAACUUUCACAUCCAGACGAGGUCAGACGCAGCGAUCCUGUACAACGAUCGCUCGGUGCUGGAGUCUCAUCAUGUGAGCGCCUCGUAUCGACUGCUGCAAGACGACGAUGAGAUGAACAUCCUCUACAACCUGUCCAAAGACGACUGGAGGGAGUUCAGGGCUCUGGUGGUGGAGAUGGUUCUGGCCACUGACAUGUCCUGCCACUUCCAGCAGGUCAAAACCAUGAAGAACUUCCUCCAGCAGCCCGAGGGAAUCGACAAACCCAAGGCUAUUUCUCUGCUGUUACACGCCGCCGACAUCAGCCAUCCUGCCAAAACCUGGGAUCUGCACCACCGCUGGACGACGUCUCUCCUGGAAGAGUUUUUCCUCCAGGGCGAUAAAGAGGCAGAAUUGGGUCUACCUUUUUCACCUCUGUGUGACCGUAAAUCCACUAUGGUUGCCCAGUCCCAGAUUGGCUUCAUUGACUUCAUCGUUGUUCCUACGUUUACGGUUCUGACGGAUAUGACCGAGAAGAUCGUCACACCGCUCAUUGAAGAGGCCACAAGUUCAGGCCUGGCUGGAUUUCGCAGUAUUACUGGCGGAGAUGUGAAGCGCAGCAGUGUAAACAGCUCUGCUUCUGACAGCAGCUCAUCUCACAACGGCUCACUUCUCACUGUGGACCUGAAGAACUUCAAGACCCUCUGGAACGAGGAGGUUUCUCUGAACCGAGAGCGCUGGAAGAUGCAGGCGGCUAAAGAGACGGAGGAGAAGGCCAAACGAGAGCUGGAGGAGCAGCAGGAGGCAGAAAACCAGGCGCAAAAAAAAGAGACGGAGCUGUCAGGACCAAAGAAAGGUGACCCGGAGCCAGGAGGGGUAAAAGGACCACCAGAAGAAAGUCCCCAUGACAAAUCAAAGAAAUUACAGAACGGAGAAGUGUCUGAAGAGGCAGAAUCACCAGCAGAUGAAGAUACGAGAACACUCAGCGAAACUGCAAAACCCUAAAGUGAGUGAUUUCCAGCGGCGUCUCCCUGUACAUCAGAUCCCGCUGUAAACAAUGAACUCUUCAGAAGAUUCACAGCGCCAUCUAGAGGACAGGACUACUGCUUACAUGCUUACACCUCUUCCACUCCAAAGCAUUUUCUAGACGGAUGAAGGACACAACGAACAGACGAGGUACAGCUGCUGCUUUUCUUCCCAGAAGCAGAUCUCUCUUUCUUCCCAAACCUUGGCUGCAUCGACUUAGAAAUGCAUGCAAAUGGUGGAUCCCUAUGAAAAGCUCCUUCGUUCAUAAUAAAACACACAAAUGCUUUUAA